AUAGAAACCCCAUCGCUUCCUUGGAGGUUCUGCAACAACGGAGUUGGAGAGAACAAACUUUCUUUCUUAGACUUUUGUUAUAGGUUUUCUAGGGUUUUUGCCGACAGAGAGGGGCAAAGAAAGGAACUGUGAAGGAGGAUUUCCAUGGGGAAGAAGAGGAAGUCUGAUGCUACGCGCCUGGACGAGGUCGAUCGGACCAUGUACACCACUUUCUGCAGCGCCGCGAAUUCGCUGUCGCAGCUUUAUACGCAGGCUAUGAAUCAUCAGAAAGUCGUAUUCCAAGCCGGAGAACGACAUGGGCUGGAGAAACUUUACCAAUGGAUCUUGAGACAACAAGAGGAAGGGUCUAGAGUGAUGACUACCGAUAUACUAGCUUACCUGCAGAAUGAAAUUGAUUAUGGGGGAGAGGAGCCUCCAAUGUCCCCGAGGUUGCCAUUCCAAAAUCAACAAACUCAACCCACGAUGCACUUCAUGAACCCACCAAUGGCCCAAGUCUCUUCUGGAUCAUUUGGGCCUGCCCUGGUUGGGCAGGCCCCUCGGUCUAUUAACUCUGAACAUCAAUCUAAGAACUCAGUCUUCUCAAAUGCUCUUUCAAGUCCUGUUCGCCGGAGCCUUCAACACUAUCAUUUGGCCCAGGGAAGUUAUCAUCCAAAUAGCAUCAUACCACCUGGAAAUGGAACUCGUAAUGCCGAAGCCAGCUUUGCUCAUCAUCAUAACAGGGAUUCAAAUUCUCCUUUCUCCAAUGAUUCCUCCAUGGACAUGCAUGCAGAUAGUCCUGGUCAAGAAUCCUCUUACUAAUUAUUUGCAUUACAGGCUGACUUUAUUCUGUGGGUCAAAGUCUUAAAACAGAGCUGCCAUUCAGUCCCUGUUUGUUGCUGCAACUCCAUGUGGAAGAAGAAUGAUGUGAGAAGAUUGUUACCUGUGGAAAAUAAGCUUGUGAUGCUCGUGUUUUGGUUUGGGGUUUGCAGAGCAGAAAAGUAGGUAAUUAGUUGUGCGAUCUCAUGCGGGAGAACACAAUGUGAUGGGUGGCUGGGUGCCAAAACCGUCGACUGAUUUGUUGGGACUGGAGACCCUCUCCAAUCUUCUGAUUUGGUGUUCCAUACAUAAAAAAAUAUAAAGUGCUAAUGUUGAAUUAAUUCUGAACAUUUGAUUGUAGGCCCUCUUCACAGUGUUUAGUAAUUUCUCUGAUGUGGCUUUUAUUGUAGGAUGUCUUGUACCUAUUUUGUCUUCAAUUUAUUAUUGUCAUGAUUCAAAUGGCAUUGUUGAUAUUGUACAUCUGCUGUGUUUGCUUGCGCUCAUUAUCUGGCUGGCUUUCUCUACUUUGCAUUUCCA
This is a messenger RNA of Nelumbo nucifera (sacred lotus), 1332 nucleotides long. RefSeq lists its product as uncharacterized. The record is from RefSeq and is a predicted model, not a curated record. NCBI's taxonomy places the organism in Eukaryota, Viridiplantae, Streptophyta, Magnoliopsida, Proteales, Nelumbonaceae.